GUGUUGAGUUAGAGAGGCAGCAGAGAACACUGAUGUGCAGGAUGUGAAUAACACAGAAUAGCUACACAGGCAGACUUGGAAGAGAUCAUAUUGUUUGGUGUACAAUUGAAAACAAGACUUAACAAGAAAAAUGUAUCACUUUAAGGAUUUCUCAAAUGGUUCUAGAAGGAGCACAGGGGGUCGUGGCUGUCAAGGCAGAGGAAGUGGUCAAGGAAACCAAAGGCAUAAUCAAACCAGUGGAAGCACAGGUUUCUCUACGUUGCCAUCAGUUUUGCAAACCAAUGCUUUCCUGCCUGGGGGUCGUGGCUGCCGAGGCAGAGGAAGUGGUCAAGGAAACCAAAGGCAUAAUCAAACCAGUGGAAGCACAGGUUUCUCUGCUUCGCCAUCAGUUUUGCAAAGCAAUGCUUUCCUGACCGAUGUGUAUCUUGAUAAAGGAACCAGUACAAUGGAAAAGAACCCCAAACCUGUGCAACCUGGAUUUCGAAGAGAAAGAGCUCACUCUGAGAACAGAGCAGGGAGAGGGAUGAAACUGGAGGUACAUGGGUAUUCAGACAGACAGCAUAACAGAAACCAAUCUGGGACACAUUCCAAACAACAAACCCACUCAGCCAGAACAGCGUCAAUUCAUCCUGGUGUUUACCAGUCAAGAAAUAUUGCUUCUGCACCAAAGGCAAGAAGUAUACAGAACCUUAUGGAACUAUCUGCUCAUGAUAACACUACAGAGUUUAAGCCAGCUGGAACCAACAAAGCAAAAGCAUUCUGCACAGAGAAAAAACUAGACUAUCGUACUAUUACAAGACUUUCUUCGCUGGAACCAUCAGAAGUUAUAAUGCAACUUGUGGCUCCAAGAAGUGGCCUUAAUGAAUUUCUUAAUGAAGGAAAUAUGGCUUUUUUUAUAGUGGAAGGCUUUCUAAAACUCUUAAAGACAGCCAUUCGAUGCACAACAAGCCACCAGAAUUUAAUGUACCUCCUAAAACAAGUCCAAGGCUCAAUAUUUCUGAAGCAAAUACUUCCUUGCCACAUUAUGGAGUAUUCAAGAACAGCCACACAACAGAAUAAAACAUUUUCAUUCAUUGAAUGUACUCUAAUUUUACUCAAUGAGCUUGUGAGCAUUUUUCCUUUUAGUACCUUCACAGAAGUAACCAUAGUGAAAACACUUUUGGAAAGUGUCCUUAAGGAUUUGCCAAAAAGUGGACAGUCUGUUCCCACAGAAGUGCAACAGAAAAUGGAUUCUCUUCAAACAUUGCUUCAGCAAUUACAAGUGAAAAAGCAAAAUGGAACACUGAGAUCAGAUAACUCCAUUUAUAUUGUGGGAAAUAGGGAAGAUAUUUCUGAUGAUUUCAGGAGCUUAUCAAUCUAUCCAACACAUGAAGACAUUUAUUUGGAUAAAAAAAUAUACAUGCCUCAAAACAUUGUUAAUGGAUCUUAUCGUGAUGCAAAAUCUUAUUUAGACACCCAUUUUCGCCUACUACGUGAAGACUUUAUUCGCCCCCUAAGAGAUGGCAUUUCACAACUUGUCAGUGUGCACAGCAAAGAGAUAGCUGAGACAAAGUUUGAUGACAUUCGCAUCUACUUUAGUGCAAAGAUUUUGUCGCCAGUUUGCACCCGAGUUGGUAUUGUCCACGAGGUCAAAUUUGACAUAAGCAAGCUGAGUAAUGUACGUUGGGAGAGCUCUAGACGUCUCCUCUUUGGAGCGCUUGUCUGCCUUUCCAAAGACAAUUUCAGGAACAUGUUUUUUGCUACAGUGGCUGACAGAAAUGUCACUGAUCUUCAUAAGGGAGUCAUAACCUUAAUGUUUUGUGAAGAAAGUCGUCAGGCAUUGGAAAGUCACACUCUUAAUGACAGUUUUUUAAUGGUAGAAGCUACAGCAUACUUUGAAGCAUAUCGACAUGUUUUAGAAGGGCUGAAAGAAAUGUUGGAUACUGAAAUUCCAUUUCAGGAUUACAUUGUUCAUUGUAGUACAGCAAUUUGCCCACCUAAGUAUUUGGCACAAAACAGUACUGGUUAUAGCCUGGAAAAAUGCCUGAAAAAUCCAAAUGCCACACAAAAGCAAGGCAUCUUUAAUAUUUAUGGGCCCACGCAUAGUAACCAGUUUGACGUUCUUAACUUUAAUACAUGGCCAACAAAAGAGGAACUGGGACUUGAUGAAUCUCAGUUUGAAGCUUUUAGAAUGUCUUUAACAAGGGAACUAUCUAUUGUGCAAGGUCCUCCUGGAACAGGUAAAACAUACGUUGGCUUGAAAAUUGUGCAUACUCUUUUAGCAAAUUCUGCAUUUUGGAAGAAUGGGAAAAAUCCAAUUUUAAUUGUAUGCUUUACCAACCAUGCUCUUGACCAGUUUCUUGAAGGAAUUAUAAAAUAUCAGGCUUGUAACAUAGUAAGAGUGGGAUCAAGAAGUAACAGUGAAAUUUUGCAGAACUGUUCCCUCUCCAAAAUUCGUAGCAAAAAAAGCAAUGCAAAUCGGCCAGGGUAUAUGAGAGCCAUGCAUGGAGAGCUCUCAGGUGAAAAGAGAAAGGUGCAGCAAAUAUUGACAGAGAAGGCAUGUCUUCUGCAGAGUGCCACCAAAGGAGUUCUACAUGAAACCAUUUUGGAAAAUUACAUACCUUCUCAUCAUUUCUCCAGUCUUAUGUCACAAAAGGCAUGUACUAUGGAUCCCCUAUCAUCACCUAGGCCACCCACCAGCACCAUUGUAGAAUGGUUGGGAGUAUCUGCAGUUCAUCGAGAUAUAAGGCAAACAAUGGAAGAUUUAAUAAACUGGGAAAAAGAAGCUCUUAUGGAUGAAAGCAAUAGUGUAAAUAGCAAACCUUAUGAAGAAGACAAAGAUGAAGAUCUUAUUAAAAUUAAUGAAGAGGCUGAACUUGCAGAAGCUGAACGUAUGAUUGAUGAGGAGGAUGAUAUCAAACAGCAGCUUAUUAUGGCACGGGAGAGAGCUGCUCGAAUCCAAAAAGAGAUUCUUGCAUUUGUUCCAGAAGAACAGGACAAUGAUGAUCAAAACACAGAUCAGGAAGAAUGGCAGAUCCCUAAUGAUAUGAAGAAGAAACUGAGAAGGCUAAUAAGGCAUGAGCUGGAAAAGAUAGACCACAUGGAUGAGAGAGCAUGCAGUUCGAUCCACAAUCUUUGGCUUGUUCCACCUCGCAAACGAUGGGAAAUAUACAGAUGGUGGCGAUCCAGGUAUCUUACUGAUAUUCAAAACCAGAUUUUCACACAAGAAAAUAUGUACCAGAUAGUUAUUAACAGAAUGGCAGAGCUAAGAAAUCAGGAGGAUCUUUUAAUACUGGGGGAUGCAGAUAUUAUUGGCAUGACUACAACAGGUGCUGCUAAAUACAGAAGACUUCUCCAAAGCAUUCAACCUAAAAUUGUUGUAGUUGAAGAAGCAGCAGAAGUGCUAGAAGCCCACAUCCUUACCUCUAUAAGUUCAGGCUGUCAGCAUCUAAUUUUAAUUGGUGAUCAUCAACAGCUCCGUCCCAGCACAACAGUGUAUGAUCUGGCAAUAACUUUUAAUCUGGAUGUAUCUAUGUUUGAGAGACUAGUCAGGAUGAACGUCCCAUACGUUCGGUUAAAUUACCAACAUCGCAUGAGGCCAGAAAUUGCCACGCUUUUAACACCACAUAUUUAUGAUAAGUUGGAGAAUCAUGAAUCUGUGAUGAAUUUUGAAAAAAUCAAGGGAGUUGCUUCAAAUUUGUUUUUUAUUGACCACAAUCACUUUGAAGAUCAUAUCAAAGAAGGAAAAAGCUUCCAGAACUCUCAAGAAGCAGCUUUUGUGAAAUGUUUGUGUUCAUAUUUACUAAAUCAGGGUUAUAACCCAUCGCAAAUCACAAUUCUUACAACCUAUUCUGGACAGCUUCACUGUUUACAAAAACUGAUGCCAAAGACAAAAUUCCAAGGUGUUCGUGUAUGCGUGGUUGACAAAUAUCAGGGGGAGGAAAAUGACAUUAUAAUACUUUCAUUAGUAAGAAGCAAUUUAAGGGGCAAUGUUGGUUUUCUUAAAAUACCAAACAGAGUCUGUGUUGCCUUGUCCCGAGCCAAGAAAGGAUUGUUUUGUGUAGGAAAUAUGCAGCUCCUUUCUAAUGUUCCUCUGUGGAGCAAAAUUAAUGAUGUCUUAAAAACCAAUAGACAGAUAGGUAACCAGCUUCCACUAUACUGCCAAAACCAUCCAGAAAAAGUAACCUAUGUCUCUAAAGCAGAAGACUUUAAAGCUGUACCAGAAGGUGGCUGUAUGGAUCUUUGUGACUUUCAUCUACCCUGCGGGCAUGCAUGUGUACUGAAAUGUCAUCCUUAUGAUUCAGAGCAUAAAAACUAUGUCUGUAAUAAGCCUUGCCCUAAAGUUAUAUGUGAAAAUGGACAUAAGUGCAACAAUAAGUGUAGUCAGCCCUGUGGAAAAUGCAAACAACUAGUGCCAAAGAAACUUGAGAGAUGUGGGCACAUUCAAGAUGUACCAUGUUCACAAUCUGCUGAUAGAUAUGAUUGUAAAAGCCAGUGUCCUCAUAUUUUGCAAUGUGGUCAUAAAUGUGUUCGAUGUUGCAGUCAGACCUGUACAGUUAACUGUCCUGCAAAGGUAACUGUUACACUGAAAUGUGGCCAUACAAAUAAAAUCCUAUGUCAUUUAAAGUCUGAAGCUGAGGAAAAAGGGAUGAAAUUAAGAUGUAGUGUAAAAUGUGAAGAAAAGCUGUCAUGUGGGCAUCUGUGUCCAGGCAGCUGCAGCAGUUGUUUGGAACAAGGUUUCCACCUCCCUUGCAACAAUUCAUGUGACAUUAUUCUGUUGUGUUCUCACCGCUGUGAAGAAAAGUGCACAGCUAGCUGCUUCUGUAUUCGUGCUUGUGAAAAGAAAUGUUUCCAUGGGAAAUGCACUUCUAAGUGUAGUGAUCCAUGUACUCCUUGCACAAUGCCAUGUGGAUGGCGUUGUGCUCAUCAAAAGUGCACAAAACUUUGCUGGGAGCCUUGUGAUAGGAGGCCAUGCAAUGAACCCUGCAGUAAAUUACUGAAAUGUAAGCACCCCUGCAUUGGCCUAUGUGGAGAGCCAUGCCCUCAAAAAUGCAGAGUAUGCGAUGCCGAAGAGGUUACAGAAUUAUUCUUUGGCAAAGAAGAUGAGCCAGAUGCCCGCUUUGUCAAAUUGAUGGACUGCCAUCAUUUUUUCGAGGUAACAAAAUUCUCUGAGUGGAUGAAUCUCACAGAACAAGACCAAGAAAUCAAAUUGAAAUCUUGUCCCAAAUGCUCAAGAACAAUCAGGCAAAGCUUGAGGUUUGGUAACUUAAUAAAACAAACUUUAUCUGAUAUUGAAACAGUGAAGGAGAAAAUAGCUAGCAAAUGGCUUAAUUAUUUAGAGAUGUUCCUUAGUGAAAAAGAUGAUAUGUUAAAGCACUUUCCAGUGGCUAGCCAGGUCAUGCAACAGAUGCAAGAAGGACAAAUUUCCCUUUCAUCACUAAUGCUUUUAAAUGAGAAAAUCCAAUUCUGGCUGAAGCUUGGUGCAAUCAAAAACAAACUACAAGAGGUGCCUCAGCUACAAUCUAUUGUAGAUGAGUCCAUUCCUGCUCUUUCUGAAAAAAACAUGAAUUCUACCAAAAAAUUUGAUAUCUUUCAAAAUGAAUAUGAGUUAUACAGUUUGGCUCUUCAUGUAGAGUCAUUUUUACUAUACAGCAAAGUACCGCAAAAGUGCAUUCAAACUAUUCAAGACCUUUCCAAACAAAUAAACAAAACCUUAUCUAUGGAUGAAUUAAAGACUCAAAUAAAACAAAUUCCAGUAAAGUUGCAUCUAAUCAACCAAAUAGAGGCCCAAAAAACUGCUCUCAACACAGAACUUUUGAGACAAGGGAAAUGGUACAAAUGCUGUGCUGGACACAUUUAUACAAACAUAAAACCUAAAAUGAGUAAAAUAACCUGUCCCCAAUGCAGUGACUGCAAUGAUAGCAGUGACUAUGACAGUGAUAAAAGUGAUGAUUAGAUAAUUGUAAAAAACAUGCAGCGCUAUACCUUAUGGGAGUUUUAUUAAUUAUAAAUAUAAUUAUAUAAAUGAAUUGUGGUAAAAUAGGAUAAUUAAUUUAAUUAAUUUGAUUAAAAGGGAUAUAAACCCCAAAAAAGAAUUAUGUGACUUACUCAUAAUGGUCUUCUGAGCACUUAGUAAUUUGCACAAUUUGCGUUUAAAUAUUUUUAGCUACUGAGAUAUUAGCAGCUCCAGACAGAUUUAGGCUGCUAAUAUCAGUUAUCAGAGAUAAAAUGGAGCUUAGUAGCAAACAGUAACUCGAUCCUAGUGUAAAAACUAUAUUGCUGCCAAUGGAGCUGACAUACUCAACAAAAGAUAUUGAGAAAUGUUACUGUAACCCAACUUAUUUAUCUCUAUACCAGGUAAUGCUGAAUGAAAUUGAAACAAAUGGCUCUAUUUUAGUACAGAAAAUAGCACAGAUAAAUGUUCACAGUAAUGUUGUAUAAUUGUAUGUUCUGUAUUCCUGACCAAUCUCCCUCCCUAACCUAUUCCACUAAUUCCGUGUGUAUCUAUACAACUGUAAAAAUUAACAAUAAGUUGACAUUAUAAUCAACAAAUUCUGACUGUAGUUUUCUAGCAAUUCCUUUUACAUGUGGCUUAUCUGCAUAUGGAUCUACCCUGGUGCGACUGGCUUUAUCUCAUUUCCAUGAUUCAUAUGAUUCCCCGACUGUAUGUUGGAUGCCUAAUUAAUACCUUUUUAAAUUUAUAUUAUUAUAUUAAUAUAAAUUGUACAGGUAUGGGAUCCGUUACCUGGAAACCCGUUUUAAGUCACAGUUGGCCACGGUGACAUCUAAAUCCUCUUUUUACUGAACACUUCAUCCUCUGUGAAGGUUUUCCAGUGCAAUAUAAUCUUUGGCAUAAAUAAUAAUGUGAUUAGUAAUGGAAGAAUAGAUCAAUUACCUACAGUGCACCAUUGCAGAUUGAAGUAAGUGUAAUAUUAAAAUAAUCCUAUCACAAAAUAAAAACCUUCAACACGUCUUUUACAUUCAAAAAUGUUGGUGUAUGUGUUUUACUUACUGUAGAUAUGAUACUUUGUAAUAACAAUGUAAUGUACUGUUCAAAUUGGCAACUUUAAUAUGCAUGUGCAAAACUAUAAUAUUAUUUAUGAUGUUGUAUGUUGUUCAUUUCUUGUAUUAAAAUACAACCUAAUGCUUUCCUGA
Molecule: messenger RNA, 7134 nt
Organism: Xenopus laevis (African clawed frog)
Lineage: Eukaryota; Metazoa; Chordata; Amphibia; Anura; Pipidae
Gene: znfx1.2.L
Product: zinc finger, NFX1-type containing 1, gene 2 L homeolog
Exons: 18
Coding region: 131-5935 (1934 amino acids)
Biological process (GO): regulatory ncRNA-mediated heterochromatin formation
Cellular component (GO): nuclear RNA-directed RNA polymerase complex
Molecular function (GO): helicase activity
Source: RefSeq, a predicted model, not a curated record